Molecule: messenger RNA, 376 nt
Organism: Osmerus eperlanus (European smelt)
Lineage: Eukaryota; Metazoa; Chordata; Actinopteri; Osmeriformes; Osmeridae
Product: histone H4
Exons: 1
Coding region: 18-329 (103 amino acids)
Biological process (GO): nucleosome assembly
Cellular component (GO): nucleosome
Molecular function (GO): structural constituent of chromatin; protein heterodimerization activity; DNA binding
Source: RefSeq, a predicted model, not a curated record
AUCAGAGUACUAUCACAAUGUCAGGAAGAGGCAAAGGAGGCAAGGGACUCGGAAAAGGAGGCGCCAAGCGUCAUCGCAAGGUUCUCCGUGACAACAUCCAGGGCAUCACCAAGCCCGCCAUCCGCCGCCUUGCUCGCCGCGGUGGCGUGAAGCGUAUUUCAGGCUUAAUUUACGAAGAGACGCGCGGUGUGCUGAAGGUGUUCCUGGAGAACGUCAUCCGUGAUGCCGUGACUUACACCGAGCACGCUAAGAGGAAGACUGUUACCGCCAUGGACGUGGUCUACGCUCUGAAGCGCCAGGGACGUACUCUGUACGGCUUCGGCGGUUAAAACAUCCUCAAGAAUAUCGAACGAGGUUCAUCACAAAGGCUCUUUUA